Bufo gargarizans (Asiatic toad) is the source of this 2387-nucleotide messenger RNA. RefSeq names its product WAS/WASL interacting protein family member 1 (gene WIPF1). The coding region runs from base 171 to 1673 and encodes 500 amino acids. The transcript is spliced from 9 exons. The record is from RefSeq and is a predicted model, not a curated record. NCBI's taxonomy places the organism in Eukaryota, Metazoa, Chordata, Amphibia, Anura, Bufonidae. Gene Ontology annotation, molecular function: actin binding.
UCACACCGUAACUCAGCUGUCCGAUAUCCUAAAAUCACAUGGAAUUCAACAGCAGCAGCUUUAUCCGUCUGACCCUUGUUGUAUGGAAAACCAGUGUCCUCGUGGACGCUCUCCGACAGAUGCUGCAUCGGCCCAGGGUCCUGGAGACGGUACAGUGAACCCAGCUGAAGAUGCCGGCCCCCCCUCCCCCACCACCUCCUCCGCCUACCCUUGCAGUGGCCAAUACAGAGAAGCCUGCUCUCAGCAAAUCUGAACUGUCUGGAAGAGGUGCUUUAUUGUCAGAUAUCAACAAAGGCAGAAAGCUUAAGAAAGCGGUUACCAAUGACCGAAGUCAACCAGUUCUGGACAAACCAAAAACAUCUCCUGGAGGUGGUGGUGGUGGUGGUGGUGGAGGUCUGGGAGGAGGUGGAGGUGGUGGUGGUGGCGGAGGUGGGGGAUUUGGAGGACCUCCAGGAUUAGGGGGCUUGUUUCAAGGAGGGAUGCCAAAAUUACGGUCUUCAGGAAGCCGGGAAAAUGAAUCACCUGGAAACAGACCACCAAUCUUUCCACCUGGUGGUGGGAGAAUACCAUCUGCCAGACCUUUCACUCCACCAAGCAGCUCUCCGAGAGGACCUCCACCUACAAUAGGAAUAAGGGGUCCUGCUCCUGAACCUCAAAGAAACCGAAUGCCUCUACCUCCCAGGAAUGAUUUUAAUUCUAGGUCAGAAAAUGUUCCACCUGCAGUACCCAAUACACCUAGACCAAUUAGCUCAAGUCUUCACAACCGAGGACCUCCACCAGUACCUUCUGCAAAUAGGCACGUUAACUCACCACCUGUUGUUCCAUCUGUGUCAUCUAAUAAAGUGCAUAGCUUUGUCGGAAACAGCAGACAAUCUCCAUCCGUGCCUCCACCAAUUCCAUCCAUGAAUAGACCAUCACUUCCGCAAACGCCUAGUAGACCAGUGGAUGAUAGACCACCUCCUCCUCCUACAGGAAACCGACCACCUCUUUCCAGAGAUUUCCCCCCUCCUCCACCACCUCAAAACAAUAAGCCACCUGUUCCCAACACACCUAGACCGAAUUCAGCUUCCCAGACACCGCCUUUACCUCCUGGGAGGCCUGGGCCUCCUCCUUUACCACCAACCCCUUCUAACUUUGAUGAUAUGCCAAGACUUCCUCAAAGAAAUAUAUCUUUGACACCUUUGCCUGCUGCACCACCACCCGUUCCUCCUCCUGCACGGUCUGGACCACCACCUCCCCCACCUUCAAUGGACAGGCCACCACCACCAGUAAGAGAGCCAUCAGGAAGAUCAGGACAACUUCCUCCUCCACCUCCUCCUGCCAACAGAAAUGGAUUUGGUCACCGAGGGUCCAUGGGCCUUCUGUCCCCUUCAAGACCUGGAAUAGAAUCCCCUAGAAGUGGAGCCAGACCCCCACCACCUCCAGAAAGGCCUGGCCUGGGACCUCUGCCUCCUCCUCCACCUUCAUCAAUGAGAAAUGGUUUCCAAGACUCAUAUGGUGAAGAUGAAUGGGAGCGGAGGUUUUCGUUUCAUCCGUUUUCCGAUCUGCCACCACCAGAGCCCUUUGUACCAUCAAAUAAAACCUAUCCUAGUAAAAUUGUGAGGGGCGAAAGUCGAGGUGGCUCUACCAGAAAAGAGAGAGGUGCUCCCCCUUUGCCUCCAAUACCCAGGUGAAGCAGAUCUUCAACCGCCAAAGAUGCCUGUACAGAUCAGAGAAGGAACAUUUAGCUUUUAUUUGAUGCUCUUGUCGGAAUUUUUGUCAGGAAAAGACCACAUGGGACCAUGUGGGUGGCUGUGUAUGGACCAUACAGCGUACAGGUGCAUUGUACUAUCAGGUGAAGCUUGUUACCCACCGCCGACCGCGCUGAUUGUGCCGUUAUCCUGAGCAAAAGCAGCUGGGGAGAAUGUACCCAAGAAAAAAAGGAAAAAAAAACAUGAUGUCACGUGACUGUGAUGGAAAGUGGAUCGGUAUGGGCUUUACUAAGAUCUUACAAACUUCAGGAAAGACUUUACCGUUGGUAGACAUUCAGCACCAGCAUAAACGCAUUCGAAGGGGCUGAAUCCGUAAUAUAUUUUGGCUACGUAAAUUUUAUCCUAAUGGUAAACAUCACUCGCCUAGUAAGUUGUCCUGUAUCACCAGUGCACAUACAUUCUCACCGAAUUACAUUCCUGGAGUCUGUGUAUUAGGUCACUUAUCUUUGCUGUGGGUGCUGAUGUCAUUUUGCGCUAUGUGCACGAUCCAUGAAGACAUUUGGCUUGAAGUCGCCUCUCCCGACAGGCAUGGUUUAGUAACUUCUUGCAUUCCCCAUGUAAUAACAGUUCUGGAACAUCUCUUCUUAUGACCCUUUGUUGUGCCGUUCCUCUAUUAUUCCUGCUAGAAGCUCUGAA